Xylaria bambusicola is the source of this 3119-nucleotide messenger RNA. RefSeq names its product copper amine oxidase. Lineage: Eukaryota; Fungi; Ascomycota; Sordariomycetes; Xylariales; Xylariaceae. The record is from RefSeq and is a predicted model, not a curated record. The transcript has 3 exons. Gene Ontology annotation, molecular function: primary methylamine oxidase activity; copper ion binding; quinone binding. Gene Ontology annotation, biological process: amine metabolic process. Bases 468 to 2603 code for a protein of 711 amino acids.
CUUUUGUAUAAAACAAAACCACUCGCAUUGCUACCUUCCAUGGCUCCAGCACCAGCGAUAACAUAACUGGAAGGAUACUAGACUAGUGGCUUCAUGCAACUGUUGCUGCGAGAUAUCCAACUUGGGUUAGAAUCCGAUACUCCAGCUUGGUACGGUACGGGGUAAAACCCCACAUGCGGCUAUGCGGGAUGGCCAGACAUUAACCCAACAUCGAAAGAGCACCGUGACCGGUAUGCGUGCUCCGAAGUCCGCCGUAAUACGCUCACCUUAUCAAUCAUUGGCCCUUGGCUAGUCCGAUGACUUGCACUAGCGGACAUUCAAGGAUAAGCUUGCCACAAUUUAAGCCGACUUAUUGACAAAGGGGCAGUCCGUCCUUAUCAAUAUUUCCUGGUAGGCUUCAUGAACUAUUUAAGCUCAUUACUACUCAGCUUGGAGUAAGACCAUUACCAAGCUAUCAUCGCAUUUAUAUGUUCAAGAUGUCUACACCUCACCCGUUGCGACCUCUCACCGAAGAUGAGGUAUUGCUGGCUCGAAAUGCAGUCGUGCAGAAACAUGGCGGUAACGGCAUUAGUCUCUUUUUUCGAUCCAUCUAUUUAGAUGAACCUAGAAAGCAAGAUCUCGUGCAAUUUCUCAUCGCCGAGCAUAGCGGCCAAUCGCCCAAAACCACAGUUCCAAGACAGAUAACUGUGUUAUUUGACCGAAUCACAAAUGGCGUGCCUCAGCUUCAUGAGUCGAUCGUCGAUAUCGGAGUGGGAGAGAUCCGUCGCACCAGAACAUUCCCUCCUUACUGUCAGACCAGUUACACGGUAGCUGAGUUUAGCCAGUUCCAAGAUAUCUGUAUCGCUUCAGAGAUGUUUCAAAAGGCUAUACAAGAGUUUACUCUGCCUGAGGGUUUUGUUAUCACCAUAGAUCCUUGGCCGUACGGAGGUCUGGAACCGGACGAGGAUGUCCCUCGGUAUAUGCAAGGGCUCUGUUACGCUCGCAAUACGACCAACAACAAUAUCAAUUCAAAUCACUAUGCAUACCCGCUUCCCAUCAUACCAGUCAUGGAUUUCGCCAAGAAAGAGAUGAUCCGGGUGGACCGACUAGCAACGGGUGGGAAAGGUGACAGUCUGUACCCUGCCUCUCUGACAGGUAAACCCAAAAAGCUCUUCCAGCAUGGCGAUUUCACCUCAGCUGAAUACGUGCCUGAGCUAAUGAACCGGCCGCUGCGCACUGACGUCAAACCUAUAAACAUCACACAACCCGAGGGUGCUUCGUUCAGAGUUCAUUCAGAUAACUUGGUAGAAUGGCAAAAAUGGCGAUUCCGCGUUGGCUUUACACCAAGAGAGGGUGCUAUUCUACACGAUGUAUGCUACGAUGGUCGGCCAGUUAUGUACCGCAUCUCAUUCUCGGAGAUGACUGUUCCGUACGGUGAUCCAAGGCCGCCCUUCCACCGAAAGCAGGCCUUUGAUUUUGGAGAUGGUGGUCUCGGACGGGCUGCUAACAACCUUAAAUUGGGCUGUGACUGUCUCGGUGCUAUCCACUAUCUGAGCUCUGUGGUUGCGAGCACUGAAGGGAAGCCAGAAAUUCAGCCAAAUGUAGUGUGCUUACAUGAACAGGACAACGGCAUUGGCUGGAAGCACACCAACUUCCGAACCGAACGUGCUGUAGUAACACGACUCCGAGAGUUUGUGGUUCAGUUUGUAGGUACACUCGCAAACUACGAGUAUGUCUUCGCCUUCAAACUCGAUACUGCUGGUGGCAUCACUCUUGAAACCCGAGCCACUGGUAUUGUCAGUGUCGUACCGAUAGACGAGGGCAAGGUAUCUGGCUAUGGUAAUGUGGUAUUCCCAGGCGCCUUAGCCCAGAAUCACCAGCACAUUUUUGCGGUUCGCAUCGAUCCCAGUAUCGAUUCAUAUGGAAGUGAAGAUACUGCUGUGGUAUUGGAAGAGAGUCAUCCCAUUCCUAUGAACCCACAAACGAACCCGUACGGUAAUGGUUACGAAAUAAGACGACAAUUGGUUGAAAGUGCCAUGUUUGCAGAUGCCGAGCCGAAAUUCAACCGGACGGUCAAGCUUGAGAAUAUGAAUAAGAAGAACCCCAUCAGUGGCAAGAAUGUCGGAUAUAAAUUCGUGCCUUCUCCCACACAACUUCUGCUCGCAGACCCCAACAGUGUCCAAGCGGCAAGAGCAUCAUUUGCCCAACACCACCUUUGGGUGACGGGAUAUCGUGAUGAAGAGUUAUGGGCGGCAGGAGAGUUUACUAACCAAAGCAGGAGGGACGAGGGUGGCGUUAAGGACAUGGUAGCAAGAGGCGACUGGUUCGUCACCGACCCGUCUGUAACCAGUCGAACUGGACAGCGUAGCAGUCCCGUCAUCUGGAGCGUGUUCGGGCUCACCCAUAAUCCUAGAGUUGAGGAUUGGCCGGUGAUGCCUGUCGAGAUCCAUCAACUUCAUAUCCGCCCGGCAGACUUCUUCACGAGCAACCCGGCUCUCGAUAUGCCAGGACGUCAAAACGAAACCAGCGUGAUUGUGCCUUGUUGUAGCAAAACCAAUGCCGUGGCUCAUUUACAAGGCACUCCUGAUAAAGAUGUUGAUCCCAAGAAUCUCUCGAAGCUGUAGAACACUCUACUAGAACAAGGAUUCAAAACAAUGACUUUGAUACCAGCGAAAAUGGCAGCUUGUAGUAUAACUAGUAGACAUCUACACAUUUAGAUGGAGUUUCUAUCUGAGUUUAUGGGUUCAUGGAACUGAAGCGGAUUUUAUGUCUUGAAUGACACUAUAUUACAUGAGAUGAAGAAUAGAAUUCAUGUUAUGUAUUCUUCAUUCGUUGUUCGAACAAUAGAAAUUGCGAUUUGAAGUACAAGGGCCAAUGGGUUGCUCUCAAGUUACUUAACCUGGCGAGCCUGGGAGCACUUUACACCGCAACCUUGGCCUCCAACUUCUCCAAAUCCUGGCCUUAUCAGCAGGUACCCACCAAAAAUUUAGCGCUUGGACAUAGCGUACUAGCCCACCUAUUUAGCUCCUUACCUACCUUACCUAGGUGGGUACCCAGGUAGGCUAGAUCCCUGGCCAUCUACAGCGAUCCAGAGCCCCGACCCCGGCGUUGUCCCCAGUUCACUGAUUUGGGUGUCGUCA